Messenger RNA from Neospora caninum, 2187 nucleotides. RefSeq lists its product as hypothetical. The transcript has 14 exons. The coding region runs from base 1 to 2187 and encodes 728 amino acids. Gene Ontology annotation, molecular function: ATP binding; microfilament motor activity; actin filament binding. Gene Ontology annotation, biological process: actin filament organization; vesicle transport along actin filament. Gene Ontology annotation, cellular component: vesicle; cytoplasm; myosin complex. NCBI's taxonomy places the organism in Eukaryota, Apicomplexa, Conoidasida, Eucoccidiorida, Sarcocystidae. The record is from RefSeq and is a predicted model, not a curated record.
AUGAAAAUAUGGACCGCCAACGCGCCAGCUGUUCACGCAAAUCCUGACGAGUGCUUUGCCCUCUGCAUGAUUCUCCCCGAGUCGACUGAAACCGUUCUGCAUCUGAAGCAAGUUGAUCCCCCGCCUGACAGCCCAGAAGCGGAGGCAUUUACGAUCACGCCCGAUGAGGCGUUCAACGCCAAUCUGGGCAUUGAAGUGGCCGACUUCGCCGACAUCGGCCUGCUGCCCCACAAGAACUGUGCGGCGGUCCUGGCCUUCUUGAAAGAACGCUAUCUUCAGGAUCUCAUUUAUACCACUGCAGAUCCCCUCCUGGUCGCGGUCAACCCCUUCAAAGAUUUGAAAAACACAACCCCAGAGUGGCUUCGGCUCUACAGUGACGCCCCCGAUGUCGACAAACUCGCGCCGCAUGUCUUCCGAGUCGCCCGCACGGCGCUCGAGAGGUUGUCUGCCUUUAUGGCCAGUCAAACCAUCAUCGUCAGCGGCGAGUCAGGAGCAGGCAAAACAGAAGCCACGAAGCAGAUCAUGUCUUUCUUUGCCUCGGGACAACCUGGAGAGUUCUCGCACCAACGCAUCCAAGAUGCAGUUAUUGCGGCGAACCCCGUUCUUGAAGCCUUCGGCAACGCGAAAACUGUCCGAAACAACAACUCCAGUCGCUUUGGCCGCUUCAUGCAGCUCCAACUGGGAGAAAGGGGAGGCAUCCAGUACGGCUCCAUCCGCAACUUUUUGUUGGAGAAAGUGCGCGUGACGAGUCAGGAACAAAACGAGAGGUCGUAUCACAUCUUUUACCAGCUAGUCAAGGGCGCUGAAGGCUCACGGCGAUCUCAGUUGAGCUUGCUCAAGAUCGAAGAGUACACCUACCUCUCAAAAAACGGCGGGUGCUACGACUGUCCUGGCAUCGACGACGUCCAAGAGUACAAAGAGGUGAAUGACAGCUUCCGUUCCAUGGGUCUGGGUGCGGAGGAAAUUGACAGCAUCUGGUCGAUCGUCGCAGGCGUCCUUCUCUUGGGAAACGUGCAGCUGGAAGGCUACGAGACGGACAGCCAGCACAAUGCAGCAGCCCUCGCCGCCGGCGCAGAGGCAACCCUGCAGAAGUGUUGCGCGCUCCUGUUUCUCGAUGAAAAUGCAGUGAAGAAGGAGAUUCUCUACAAAGUUAAAACCAUCGGUGACCAAGAAAUUGAGUCUCCAAACAGCUUGACGGACGCGUUAAUCAAUCGCGACUCGUUGGCGAAGGCCGUGUACGAGAAAUUGUUUGACUGGGUGGUUCGCCGCGUCAACGUAACAAUCGAGCCUCCUCAAGGUUUUGGAAUCUUCAUGGGGAUGUUGGACAUUUUUGGUUUCGAAGUGUUUGAACACAAUUCCCUGGAGCAGCUGCUCAUCAACAUCACCAACGAGGAGCUCCAGAAAAACUUCAUCCAAAUCGUCUUUGCUCGUGAGACGAAGCUCUACUACGACGAGGGAAUCGGAAAUGUGAAAAUUACCUGGACCGACAACGAAAGCGUGAUCAAAGCCCUGUGCGGGAAAUCUUCCUCAGUUCUUGCCAUUCUAGAGGACAAAAGUCUUGCCCCUGGAGGCACUGAUGAAGCCAUUGUCACGUCCAUGAGCAAGGCUCUAGGGUACUCCGAUGUGUGGAAGCCGGGUCGGAAAAACCCUCGCACGUGUUUUUGCAUCUGCCACACCAUUGCCGAUAUUCAGUACGAUGCAACUGGCUUCAUCGAGAAGAACAAAGAUCUUUUGAAGCCCGAGCUCUGCGCCAUCCUACAGGCGUCUCCAAACAAGGUGACGAAGGCUCUAUUCGAGGGUGUCGUCAUGGAGAAGGGCAAGAUUGCGAAGGGACAACUCAUUGCAUCUCAGUUUAUGCGCUCUCUCAGUGCUCUCAUGGAUCUUAUCUCGAGUACAGAGCCCCAUUUCAUUCGUUGCUUGAAACCGAAUGAAACGAAGAAGCCUCACGAUUGGUCGAACGGGAAGGUUCUUGCGCAGAUCGGCAACACAAUGGUGUUUAUCAAACCCGACGCAGUUCGAGAGCUGACGCAGAAAAUGCGACUGGUUGUGGUGGCCUGGGAACCGCUUAUUCGCGUUCUGGAGGCGUGCUAUUCCCGUUGCUUAAAACUGCGGGCCAUAAGUGACAAGGUGCAAUGGGCGGUCCGAAUCCAAGCACAGAUCAGGAAGGCGCGGGUGCUUACGGUGUAG